UGUCUUAAUCUAUUCCUUAAGAUCUGAUAAUUACACGGGUCUGGUCGACUUAUGUAUAUAUAUAUCGGGUGUUCGACUUUCUCACUGUAGUCAGUUGUAGGGACUUACGCCGGCUACCUGGAGGGAGAAGAGUACCAGUCGAUGACCAAAAUGGACAAUAAGACCAUGGGCGCAGCUUCCCAGGACUUCCUGGACAACAACCAGUACACCGUGAAGUCCAUCUUGAGAUACGAGCGCAUCUUCGGCCAUACUUGGGUCUCGACUGGAGGAGAAGCUACCACGAGGGACUUCGUCCAGGACCUCAACCUCCAGCCAGGAGACAGGAUCUUAGACGUAGGAUGCGGGACGGGAGGGUCGGCCUUCUUCAUGGCCAGGUAUUACGGAGCCCACGUCCACGGCGUCGACCUGUCCAAAAACAUGAUCGACAUCGCCCUGGACAGAUUGGCUCGGGAGGAUGGACACAUCCGGGACAAGGUUCGUUUCGAGGUGGCCGACAUCACAAAAGUCCAGUACGACAACGAGAGCUAUGACGUCAUCUACAGUCGAGACACCAUCUUGCACAUCGCCGAUAAGGAGAAGCUCUUUAGAACGCUCUACAGAUGGCUGAAACCGGGGGGAACACUUUUCAUCACAGACUACUGCAGAGGCGACCAAGAACAUUCCAAAGAAUUCUUGGAUUACGUCAUACAGAGAGGAUACGAUCUCAGGACCCCUAAGGACUACGGGAAAGUGAUCGCUGGGGCAGGCUUCAAGGACGUGAAGGCGUGCGAUGCGACCAAGACCUUCAUCGAAUGCCUGAAGGCCGAACUCAAGUUCUUCGAGCCGACGAAAAAUGCCUUCAUUAAGGACUACAGCGAGGAAGAUUACCAGUACAUCGUUGACGGUUGGAAAGCCAAAUUGGUUCGCUGCUCUGGAGGAGACCAAGCUUGGGGGACGUUCUUUGCGAAAAAAUAAACAGAAGCAAAAGAGGAAAAAGAAGACUAGAUCCCGCCUUCCUCCUAACUUCUUUCCUUUUUCCUGUUCUUAGAUCAUUUCUGUAAAUAAUUUCACGCCAGUCUGAUUCACGUCCGCCUAUUUCCUCUUUUAAGUUGGAAUUCUUACUGUUACAUACAAUCUUCACUCGCUGCUGAGUCGCCAAGCAGGGAGGAAGUUCCUACCUGUAAAAGUUGACGAUCCUUUGGUUUGCAUCUCCUACAACAUUUCUGCCUAGAAGUGCUCUCCCGUGGGAGCGCGAGCUCUAGAUUUGCUCAAAUGCCUCUAGAAAAGCUCCUCCCCCACGAGUGAUCCAUAGAUUUGUUCUCUACUGCUCUAGAAAUGCUUUUUUUCUUCUUCUUCUUCUCCCAGAGCCCUACCUCUAGAUAUUAUGCUCUACCUAUACAGCUGAUCUGAACUCAUCCCGACCUCUGUUGGUUUUAUUAUGCAAUCCAGAUGUUUUAAUAAACUACUAAGUACU
Macrobrachium nipponense is the source of this 1453-nucleotide messenger RNA. RefSeq lists its product as uncharacterized. Lineage: Eukaryota; Metazoa; Arthropoda; Malacostraca; Decapoda; Palaemonidae. The coding region runs from base 142 to 954 and encodes 270 amino acids. The record is from RefSeq and is a predicted model, not a curated record. The transcript has 7 exons.